AUGCAAUUCCUAGGACAUAUAGUAGGAAUUGAUGGGAAAAAACCUGACGUACAAAAGACUAAUGAACAUGAAGAAAUAUUCAAUUGGCUUAAACAACAAUUAAUUACUCCUUCUAUACUUCAAUAUUCUGACUAUAAUAUAUCUUUAAUUCUUUUCAUGGAUGCUUUCUAUCAAGGUAUUGGAGCUGUACUUGCCCAAAUAAAAAACAAAAAGAAAUAUGUUAUUGCUUAUACAAGCAGAACACUAUCUCUUGCAGAGAAGAACUAUAGUACUAUUGAGCUUGAGCUUUACAAUGGCUCUUAA
Dentiscutata erythropus is the source of this 303-nucleotide messenger RNA. Lineage: Eukaryota; Fungi; Glomeromycota; Glomeromycetes; Diversisporales; Gigasporaceae. The record is from the annotation of a GenBank genome assembly.